This is a messenger RNA of Eriocheir sinensis (Chinese mitten crab), 3036 nucleotides long. RefSeq lists its product as uncharacterized. The transcript is spliced from 2 exons. The record is from RefSeq and is a predicted model, not a curated record. Lineage: Eukaryota; Metazoa; Arthropoda; Malacostraca; Decapoda; Varunidae. The coding region runs from base 484 to 3036 and encodes 850 amino acids.
CACAGUAAGUUCUGUUCUCAAGGUAGCUCCUCAGAUAAUCCAGCGCACCACCCACGAUUCCAAUAUUUUUACAAUCCUGAAGCAAUAAACUGCUCCACGGUGUCAAUCGCAGCACUCAUAUCUAACAAAAUCAGAACACCGCACUUCCCUUCAUCCAUGAGUACAAGUAAAUUGUUUACCACCGAACAGAGAGUAGUUUCUGUUGAGUUAAGCCUCCUGUAAGCAGACUGAUUAUCCGGUACAGCUUGCACCGCUAGCAGAUGCUCCAUUAGCUGAUCUAAGAUCACAUUUUCAAGUAUCUUGUUGGAUAGAAACGUCAAGUUGGAUACUGGUCUAAAGGAACUUAAACACUGUGGGUCCAGUUUACCUUUGACAGGUUUCACGAUCGCCGCUUUCUCACUCUCAAGAAAAAUAUUGUUUUCGGUGUUAGUGUUAACCAUUUCGGUCAUAAUAUUUAAGAAAUCACUAAAGUCUCCACUCUUAAUGAUGUCAUUUAUCGGCAAGGGAUCAUUAUCACACUUCGUCAGUUUCACCCUCAGUCUCGUCUACACGGCCGUGCUGUGUAUAGACGUGCGUUGUCCUGUGCUCCGUCCGUGGAUGCCCUGCCUUCCACGGAAUAAACGGUGUCUAGAGGACAUGGCUAACGAACAUUCCUACUCGGCGGCUUCCGGGCAGUGUCCUGCCCCUGAGGAACGGCGCCUGUGGUCUGAGGAGACUGAAGAGAUGGCCGACUCUGCCGAACUUGACCCUCGCCUUUGUUCGGAGGACCACGUGGCCAGCGCUAGCAAGCGGCUCAAGCCGGAUAAUCCUGGCUGCCUCUCCCCCACUGCCUCUCUUGUGUGCAGUCUGGUAGCUGAGACUGUCCUGGUCGACGGUGAGGUGCCCCUGGAGGACACGCACCCAGCCGCGCCCUCUGUUGCCCCGCGCCUAGACUUCCCCGCCGAGGCCGGGCUGACACCAGCCCAGCAAUACACGUGGUUUGCAUCUCUACUGAUGCAGCACGGUGAGUUGGAGCCGCUCUUCAAGGAGGGUAGGCUCCGACCUUAUCUCACGGUCAGGGACGACGUCGCCUUCUACAAGCGACUCCUCACUGAGGGGUUCCUCGACGUAGUUUUGGUCGAAAAUGCAGCGGAGCGGCAGCACACUGUCAUCAUCCACAAUGUGCCGCUCUACAUGAAUGCGAACCUCAUUGAGACCCCAGACAACUUUCUGUGGUUAAAGCGCAGGUAUGUGGGCACGGCCCCUCGCCCGCAGCUUCUUGGAGCGGUGGUUGGCCACGUCCCGACAGAGGUGCACCUCCUCGGGGUGGGUCGUAAGGCUGUGGAGCCCUACACGGCGGAGCCCGACAUCUGUCGCCACUGUUGCCGGUGGGGCCAUCAGGAGUGGCGCUGCAGAUCGGCCCCUCGGUGCCGGUAUUGUGCGGGCACGCACAAAUCAGCUCUGUGCCUCCAGAAGAUCCAGGCGGGCACACCCGUCCCCCGUAAGUGCUGCAACUGUGGUGGUGAGCAUAACGCCCACUACCACUCCUGCCCGAUGAAGCCUAAACCAUCUCGGGUCGCGGCGCCUGACCACCACCCUCAGCAAGGCCGCCCUAGGGUUGUGUUCCGCCCUGCUCCUCUCCCUCAGUCUUCGGCCUGGGCCCGGGGGGCUCCCACAACGUCCGAGUUUCCGCCCCUGCCGGGCUCGUCCGCCCCUGCUGCCCCAGCCUCACCCACUGCCACCCCUGUGCCUCGCCAGGCUCCUGCUCCGGCACCCCAGCCACAGCCUACCGUCCCCCCUGUGCCGGCUGCCAGUCCCCCCGCUGUCGAUGGGUCGACCCCUGUCCUCCAUCAGAUCCUCGCUGCAGUCACCCAGCUGCAGGAGACGCUGGCUGCAACGAUCUCCAGGGUGGCGGCCUUGGAGCAGCGAGUCUCCACGCCCCCGCCUGUGCGUGAGCUCUCCUCCAUCCCGGCCCCUGCUCCAGCUUCAGCCCCGGCCCCGUGCCCUGCCCUGCCGUCUGCUGGUGAGGCCAUGGACGCCGAUAGUGGGGACAGUGUGGUUCCCCCUGCGGGCCAGAUGCAGAACACCCCUGCAACCCCACCGGCUGUGGUGACUGCAGCUGCCGAGGGAACGGCCGAACCUCGCCAUGGCCAGACGGGUCCUUCACCUUCACCUGCUGAUCCUCCACUGCAGUGGGAGGCCACACUCCAGGUGCUGCUGGCGCAGUUUGCUUCCCUGACUCAGCAGGUGGCUGAGCUCCAUCAUCGGAUCACCCCACUCCUUGACCGGCAACCACCCCCUCCUGACCAGUGUUUGCUGAGUGACCACUUUGCCCUGGAGACGACCAUCCCGAUCCAGCCUGCCCCUGCUGUGUCCCGGAAGCGGUUGGCUGUCCCUGCUGCCCGGAUGCCGCGCCUCGUUGCCGAAGUCGGGGCGUGGUACCAUACUGUGAAGGGAUCCUUUACCGACGCCGCCUCGCUGUACCACGGCCUGCUGGACACCGUCGAGAGUUUUGUUGCAGCUGGCAGGGCCCCUCCAAGGCCCGCCAAGCGCCGCCUGCAGACCUACGCCUCGGACCCGGCUGUCUCCAACUGUCAGCGGACCCUUGCCUCGUACCAGCGGCGCUGGCAGCAGGACCCCGCCGAUCGGGCUGCCCGCGAUGCCAUGGUCGCUGUGGCGCGCCACCUCACUGAACUCAGACAAGAGGCCCGGUCACGACACUGGGUCGCCUUCCUUGCCAGCGUGCGCAAGACCCGCUCCCUGCGGGAGGUUUGGCACCAUGUCAACAGGGUGAGAGGGAGGACCAAACGGCUGGUGAGUGACCCUGACCCUGCGGGCCGGGCCCAGGACCUGAUGCGCCAGUGGCAGAGGGCCUCCUCCCUUGGUGGUCUCCCUGCACAACACCAGGCCGAACUUGCCCGCCACAGGAGCGGCGGAUGGCCCUCGUUCAGCACCACGUCACACUUCUGGAUGACACAUGUGUCCCCAUUACCCACGAUGAACUCCUUCUUGCCGUCAAACAUGACAAGUCGACAGCCCCGGGCCACGACGGGUUGA